Brassica oleracea var. oleracea is the source of this 557-nucleotide messenger RNA. RefSeq names its product cytochrome P450 72A15-like. NCBI's taxonomy places the organism in Eukaryota, Viridiplantae, Streptophyta, Magnoliopsida, Brassicales, Brassicaceae. The transcript is spliced from 3 exons. Gene Ontology annotation, molecular function: oxidoreductase activity, acting on paired donors, with incorporation or reduction of molecular oxygen; iron ion binding; monooxygenase activity. Bases 60 to 557 code for a protein of 165 amino acids. The record is from RefSeq and is a predicted model, not a curated record.
ACCAAGAAUGUUAGCAACUUAUCCAUCUCUCUACCUCUCUCUUUUCUCUGUGAGAGAAAAUGGAGAUUUCAAUUGCAUCAGCAACACUUUCAAUAGCUAUAGCUGUUGUGUCCUGGUGGGCAUGGAGAACUUUAAACUGGGUUUGGUUUAAACCAAAGAUGCUUGAGAGUUACCUGAGAAGACAAGGUCUUUCCGGUAGUCCUUACACUCCUCUCGUCGGCGACUUGAAGAGGAACUUUAGCUUGCUGAAAGAGGCAAGAUCCAAACCCAUCAAACUAACGGAUGAUAUCACACCACGUGUCGUGCCUUAUCCCUUGAAAAUGCUCAAAACUCAUGGAAGAACUUACUUUACAUGGCUUGGACCUAUACCAACCAUCACCAUAAUGGACCCUGAGCAAAUCAAGGAAGUGUUCAACAAAGUUUAUGAUUUCCAGAAGACACAUACCUUCCCUUUGGCCAGGUUGAUAGGCACUGGACUUGCUAGCUAUGAUUGUGAUAAAUGGGCGAAACACCGAAGAAUCAUCAACCCUAUUGUAAAAGCCGAAAAACCGGACUGA